Molecule: messenger RNA, 5347 nt
Organism: Dunckerocampus dactyliophorus (ringed pipefish)
Lineage: Eukaryota; Metazoa; Chordata; Actinopteri; Syngnathiformes; Syngnathidae
Product: class I histocompatibility antigen, F10 alpha chain-like
Exons: 5
Coding region: 602-1783 (393 amino acids)
Biological process (GO): immune response
Cellular component (GO): external side of plasma membrane
Source: RefSeq, a predicted model, not a curated record
UUCAAAUACUGCAAACUUUUGUACCGAUCCGAUACCACAGUAAAUACAGAGCCACUAUUGCCGAUACUGAUGCCUUUUAACUUGAAAACUUUCAAGACCUUUAAAUUAUUUUGCCUUCAUUACAAAACAAAGAUUUUACACAUUUUUAUCAACAAAGUUACAUGUGAACAUUUUAACAAUCAUUGCCUUUUAUCACAUACGGUAGUUUGACUUGCUCAGGGCAUUUACGCUUUCUCAUUGACAGUUUUUACUUUCCUUUUCAUUGACACGAGUCUGCCUCGCGCUUGGGAGAAUGAGGCGAAAGUUUCUUGUCGGGUCACGUGAUUUCCCAGAACCCACUUAAGCAUUUACCUGACGUGGCCACAAGGGGGCUCUCCAGGGACCCCAGUAGGGGACUUCUUGUUUGUUGACAGCUGCAACGUUUUAUCUCCGGAUUCCAUUUGGUCUCCCCAAGUAACAGGUGACGUUCUCAGCAUGCUGAACUCUCAUUGGCUCAGGUGGAGUAUUAUUAAAAGACCGCCCUCGCGACAUUUCCUUGUGUGUUUGUCAUGUUUGCUAGCCAAGCGAGUGUUCGUCACUUUUGUCAAAAGUGGCAAACAUCAUGAACUUGCGUUUAUCCUUUCUUCUGGCCGCGCAAAUGCACAGCGUGGCGCCUGUGAUUCACACGCUGAAGUACUUCCGCACUGCGUCCUCUCCACUUCCCACCUCCCCAGAGUACGUGAGUGUUGGUUAUGUGGAUGAAGUUCAGGUUGUUCACUACGACAGCAACAGCAGGAAAGCAGAAGCCAAACAGGGCUGGAUGAACAAAAUCACAGCAGAGGAUCCACAGUACUGGCGGAGACAGACCGAGAUCAAUGUGGGUCACGAGCACAUCUACAAAAACAACAUUGAAGUUCUUAAGAAACGUUUCAACCAAACUGGAGGUGUUCACGUUGUCCAGUGGAUGUCGGGAUGUGAAUGGGAUGAUGAGACGGAUGAGGUUCAUGGUUGGGGUCAGCUAAGUUAUGAUGGAGAAGACUUCAUAUCGUUGGACAUGAAGACAUGGACAUACACUGCAGCAAAACAACAAGCUUUCCCCACCAAACUCAAGUGGGACCACGAGAAGCCCCGACUAGACUACUUCAAGUAUUACUACACCGAGGAGUGUCCUUCUUACUUGAAGAUGUAUGUCAACUAUGGGAGGGACGUCCUAAUGAGAACAGAGCUUCCAGAGGUGUACCUUCUCCAGAAGACGCCGUCCUCUCCGGUCAGCUGCCUGGCGACGGGUUUCUACCCCGACAGAGCCCACCUGUUUUGGAGGAAAGACGGCGAGGAGCUCCACGAGGACGUGGAGCACGGAGAGAUGCUCCCAAACCAUGACGGAACCUUCCAGAUGUGGUCGGACCUGAAAGUGGAGGUGACGGCCGACGUAGAGGGCAAGUACGAAUGUGUGUUCCAGCUGUCUGGCAGGGAGGAGGACAUGGUCACCAAGCUGGAGAGAAGAAGCAUCCUGAGCAACGCAAGCCAUGAAGACAACCUUAUUGUCACCGUCGCUGCCACGGUCGUGGGCGUGGCAGUCCUCCUGGCGGCUGUCGUUGUCGUCAUUGUCAAGCGUCUUGGAAACAGACGAGGUGAGGGACAUCGAUGCUCUCUGUCUUCUUCUCAGUGCAUUCAGGCUUCUUCUCCAUUGAUGCUUUCAUCCAGGCUGCAAAGGUGCAGCCAUGUUCUAGUUGACUUCCAGCCAAACACUCAAAGAUCCACAGAGACAGAGCACACACUCCCACAUGGGAACAGCGUGACGUGAGGAAAAAGUCACCUUGUUUCUCUUUCGUUUCAGCCAAUUCCCAUCCAGCUGGUAAGUGAAACAUAUAUUUUCUUGGAUCCGAGUGUGAGUGGUGAGGCACCUUGUGGAUGUACUUCCUUCACCAGCGUAAGGUGUUUGCUUUGCGUGAGGAAGCGGCUCAUGCUGUGUUUGCGUCUGUCCGACAGCUGGAGACGGCGGUACCGAGCUCUCGGAGAGGAUGACGGCUGAAGGCUGAGUGACACACAGUGAGUUAGCUCACAUGGACUGUUUGCACCUCCAAACGUUCUUGGGUCUUUGGGCAAAGUCCAUCUUCAACUUGGAUGCAAACCAGGAGAGGUGGGAUCACUGCUGCCAUGGAUGUGUCACAUCUCUCAUCGUUAGAUUGCUUUGAUUGUCGAUUGUCAAACUUCAAACGGGUUCGUACAUGCAGGCCUUCUUAAGUCACUUAUGUUUUUUUUAUCAGAAAUAUUUUUAUUGAAUUUUGACAAAGUAAAAAAACAAAUGCACACAAUGUUUGCUGGUAGUUUAGGCAGAGAACGAGAGUGUGAGAAAACAAAAACAAAAACAGCAAAAUAACAAACAAAAAACCCCAACACAAAAACACCCACAACGUAAGCCACACACAGCCCAAAAAGACAGAGGUCCGAGUUUGGUAGGACAACCAAAUGCAAAACAACCAAAGCAAAUACAUAAGUGAGCUAAACAACAGAUGACAGCAAAUAGGCCAGAGCGGGAAAGCUAUUGGGGAGCUCAGGUAAAUUUAAAGUUGUGGAAAUAUACUAAGAAAGGUCCCCAGACAUUUUGGAAUUUUUCUUUGGCAUUACAAAUUGAGUAAUGAAUUUUCUCCAGAUUUAAACAAGACAUGACAUCUCUCAGCCACUGAGCGUGGGUGGGCGGAGCGGCAUCCUUCCACCUUAACAGAAUUGCCCGUCUGGCCAAGAGGGAGGCAAAAGACAAACUUCGUUGUCGUGUGGGGGUCAAACGCAAGUCGGGUUCACCUGUGGUGCCAAACAGUGCUAUUGAAGGGUUGGGUUGCAAGGGUAAAUUGCUAAUUACAGAAAGUGUCUGAAAGACUUCCCUCCAAUACUUCUCCAGACUAGGACAAGACCAGAACAUGUGAAUAAGUGUGGCAUCCUCCCUCUUACACUUGUCACAACAGGGAUCCACCUCUGGAUAUAUACGGGCUAGUUUGGAUUUUGACAUAUGAGUCCUGUGUACAACUUUAAAUUGUAGCAAGCUAUGGCGGGCACAAAUAGAGGUUGAAUUGAUCAUUUUAAAGAUUGUAUGCCACAUGUCACCUGUCAAAGACAUAUUUAGGUCUUGCUCCCAUGCUGUUUUAAUGUUAGUAAGAGAGGUCUGUCUUAUGUCCAACAGUUUAACAUAAACAGUAGAAAUUAACCCCUUACGUGAUGGUUGCAAGUCCAGAAGUGCAUCAACAAUGUUCGUACCAGGAAUCUCAGGGAAAUUUGGUAAUCGACUGUAAACAUAGUGCCUAACCUGGAAGUACCGAAAGAGAUGGGACUUUGGAAGAUUACAUUGUUCCAUUAAUUGCUGGAAUGACAUGAACGUAUUAUCGAUAAACAGGUCUCGGAGACACAAUAUGCCUCGUCUACGCCACUCCCGGAACCCCAGAUCCAGCAAGGAAGGUUGGAAAAGAUGAUUGUCUGAAAUGGGGCUAAAAAGGCAGAGAUCUUCAAAACCAAAAUGUCUCCUAAACUGGGCCCACACCCUCAACGUAUGCCAGACCACCGGAUUAUCAAUACGUUUGCUUGACGGAAAAGUGAGUGCAGAUCCAAUUAACGCUAGAAUAGAAACAUUUUUAGCCACAUUCAACUCCAUCUCCACCCAUAAAGGCCGGUCUGGACGGUACUGAUAGUAUGACCAGGAUAUGACCCAUCGAAUAUUGGCUGCCCAAUAAUAACAGCGAAAGUUAGGCAACGCCAUCCCACCCUCUUGCUUAGGUUUUUGUAGAUGGAUUUUAUUCAACCUAGGACGCUUGCCCUUCCAAAUAUAGGAAGAUAUGACCGAGUCCAAAGUAUCAAAAAAAGACUUUGGGAUGAAGAUUGGGAUGGAUUGAAAAAAAUACAGAAAUUUGGGAAGAAUGGUCAUUUUAAUGGAGUUGAUUCGACCGGCCAAAGUAGUGGAAAGUGGCGACCACUGCGUCAGACACUGCCUCGUGUGGUUUAAUAGACUCAAAAAAUUUUCUUUGAAAAGACUCUUAUGUUUUUUUGUAACUGUGAUGCCCAAAUAAGUAAAUUUAUUUUCCACAAUCUUAAAAGGAAACAAUGCGUACACUGAUGCUGGCGCCCCCUCAUUGACAGGUAAAAUUUCAGAUUUAUUCAGAUUAAGUUUAUAUCCUGAGAACUGACCGAAAUUCUUCAGAAGCAGUAGCAAAGCAGGUAAAGAUCUGUCUGGAUGUGAAAUGAAGUUUAAUAAGUCAUCUGCAUAUAGCGCCACCUUGUGCUGUACUCCAUUCCUCCAAAUGCCAGAUAUGUUGUCACUAAGUCACUUAUGUUAGCCUUAUUAUUAUUUAGAUUUUUCUCACCUGUGUGUGUGUCAUCCAAAUCAGUGAUGAAACUUGAGUCAUGUGCGUUGCAUCACUUAAUAUUCACUCCUAAUUAAAAAAAUAAACUUUCAUCUGAUGCAAGUGCAUGGAAGCAGUUUAUGGUUGACUGCUUUGUGGCUUCAUGCUGGAAGGAAUGACGAGGACAAUACUGCCGGCUAGUGGACACACACUGCAACUACACCAUCUGCCUCUUUUUGGAACGUCGUCGUUGAGAAUGUGUCCGGUGAACGCAACACUGACUGAACAUGACAUGUAGCAUACACGGAACACACACACACACACGCACACUCACAGCAGGUCACAUGAGGACCUCAUGAGGCCUGCAGGUUCGGUCCAGAUGCCACUGACAGAACACACAGCCUGUCACAGAUGUGUGUGUCUGCAGGCAUACACGGCACACACGCACACGGCAGUUUAGUAUUGCUAGCUAGGUCACGUUACAUCAGCCUUUGAAGUUACAACAGUAAUUAUAACAAGAUGAAUAUGUUAAUAUAUUAACACAACAAAUACUGUACUAUGUCGUGUAAACAAGGAGCGCUUCAGCCGGAAGCGGCUGCCGAUUCAAGAUGGCCGUCAGUGAGAGGACGGUCUCCACUUCACAUUUGAUAGUCAUCAAAACGUCAAAUAAUGUCUGUCCUUUUUUACGCUAUUCAUAUUGCUUUCAUGUCAACAAAUGUAAUUAUUUAUGUCGUCACUCGGCUGUAAGCAUUUAGCUUGAACGACAGCGGCCACUUACACCAUCCAAUCCAAAAAGAUGGUUAAAAAAAUGUGUGAUUCUAACGAGCUCACCAUCACCCCCAGAGGUAGCGAACGGCAUUACAAGACGAGUUGCUGGUGAACUGGCAAUGCAAUGAAGACUAAAUGUAUCUUUCUACAUAGUGUGUGUGUGUGUGUGCUACAAAUGUCACUGCUAACUCGCGUUGACAUCACACGUUUGAUGUUUGCCUUCCACGCCUGAUUUCUUUCUGCUAAACAGCAAACAUGAUUGGAGAGGACCU